Rhipicephalus sanguineus (brown dog tick) is the source of this 1158-nucleotide messenger RNA. Its product is annotated as D-ribitol-5-phosphate cytidylyltransferase. Gene Ontology annotation, biological process: protein O-linked glycosylation via mannose; isoprenoid biosynthetic process. Lineage: Eukaryota; Metazoa; Arthropoda; Arachnida; Ixodida; Ixodidae. Gene Ontology annotation, molecular function: D-ribitol-5-phosphate cytidylyltransferase activity; 2-C-methyl-D-erythritol 4-phosphate cytidylyltransferase activity. The coding region runs from base 355 to 1068 and encodes 237 amino acids. Gene Ontology annotation, cellular component: cytosol. The record is from RefSeq and is a predicted model, not a curated record. The transcript has 2 exons.
AAUUUUGGCAGUGUGUUUUUGGCAGUCAACGGGUUGCAACAGCUCUACAAGUGAGCAUCUGUUCAGCUACGGCAAGGUAGUGCACUGCUGCCUGCGCAGACUUCUUUCCUCGGCCAGCCUGAGCACAAAAUCAACAGAAUCACGCAUAUGUUAAUCAGUCGGUCUGUCCGUUUUGUUGGUGCUUGGCGCUGUUUCGGAAAGCUCUGGCAGAUUUGAACGCACCAAGCUUGCUUGGGUAAAUACGCACAACACGCAAUCUGCUGCUCAAUUAAAUACGAUAGUCCAUUGCCUAUAAGUCGUUUUAGGCGGUGUAUAAGUUGGUGGAUAGCCUGUCUGCUGAGUGGUGUGCUUACGAUGGACAGCGUUGUAAGUGUCGUUUUGCCAGCAGCCGGAACAGGCGAAAGGAUGAAGAUGAAAGUGGCCAAACAGUUCUGUGAGGUGCAAGGAAAACCAGUUAUGUGUCACACAAUAAGUGCAUUUCUACAAUACAGCUGGAUAUCGGAUGUCGUGGUCGUCUAUCCCCCAGACAAGCAUUCGCUAGUGGUCAGCGCCCUGAAGACUGCCGAUUUGCUGGAAAAGGUUUCACUUGUGCCUGGUGGAACGACAAGGCAUAGGUCAAUAAUGAACGGCAUGAAGCACCUCGAGCAAGAUCCGCCGGAUAUCGUGAUUAUUCACGACGCCGUUCGACCCAUAGUACCGAGACACGUGUUGGAGGAAGUUGUGCGGGAAGCAAAGCUGCACGGCGGAGCAGGACCAGUCGUACCUCUUGUGUCAACAGUACUGAAGAUUGACAGCAAAGGAUUCCUCGAAGAGUCACUAGAUCGGUCCAGAUAUGUCGCGAGCGAGAUGCCACAAGCAUUUCAGUACCAGUUAUUGCUAAAAGCGUAUGAAAGGUGCACAGAAGAGGAUUACACCAAUGGCACAGAGUGCCUUGCACUUUUACAUAAGCACUGUGGAGUAGCACCAAAGUUAGUUCCAGGGGCUGAUGAACUGUUUAAAGUUACAUACCGAAAAGAUUUGUAUGCUGCAGCUGGAAUGCUCCAGGAUGCGCAUAAUACUCUACCUUGAAUACCAAACUCUAUCAGCGAUUUUAAUUUUUGCACUGACAGUUUCAUGCAAUUUUUCAUGAGGCAAUUAAUGCCCAUGCAUGCUGAAUUG